Brassica rapa (field mustard) is the source of this 1744-nucleotide messenger RNA. Its product is annotated as pectin acetylesterase 6. Gene Ontology annotation, biological process: cell wall organization. NCBI's taxonomy places the organism in Eukaryota, Viridiplantae, Streptophyta, Magnoliopsida, Brassicales, Brassicaceae. Gene Ontology annotation, molecular function: pectin acetylesterase activity. Gene Ontology annotation, cellular component: plant-type cell wall. The record is from RefSeq and is a predicted model, not a curated record.
AUCUGCUUUACUCUUUUUUUUUUGCUUUUACAACAAUAAAAAUCAUUUUGAAUUUUUAUUGUUGUGUCUCUUCUUCAUGCACUAGUAGUCACUGUGAUUAGACUAACAAAAAAAAAAAGAAAUCGAAAUUCAAUCUCUCAAUCCAAAGUUUUCGCGCUCGCUCGAGCUUUCUCCUUAAGCUCAGCGAAGGAGAUGACGAGGAGCGUGUUGUUGUUGUCGUUGUUGUUGUGGAUUGUGUGCUCGCUAUGCUCAGCCGCGGCCUUUGUUCGGAGCGGAUCUAGCGACGGAGAUACUGAGAUUGCGAUAUCGCUGCUUGAGAAGAAACUGAUGGCGCCUGAGGUCGCCAUGGUGCCUCUCACCUUGAUCCAAGGAGCUGGCUCCAAAGGAGCUGUGUGCUUAGAUGGGACGUUACCUGGUUAUCAUCUGGAUCGUGGUUCUGGCUCUGGUGCUAACAAUUGGCUUAUCCAGCUUGAGGGUGGGGGAUGGUGUAACAACCAUAGGACCUGUGUCUAUCGCAAAACCAGUCGACGUGGCUCCUCUAAUUUCAUGGAAAAGACCUUGCCUUUCACUGGGAUCUUGAGCAAUAAGCCUCUAGAGAAUCCUGACUUCUUUAACUGGAACAGGGUCAAGUUGCGGUACUGUGAUGGUGCGUCUUUCGCUGGUGAUAGUCAGGACGAGAGUUCACAAAUUUUCUAUAGAGGACAACGGAUUUGGCAAGCGGCUAUGGAAGAGUUCUUGUCUUUAGGCAUGAAGCAAGCAAACCAGGCUCUGCUUUCUGGAUGCUCAGCUGGGGGAUUAGCUUCCAUCUUGCACUGUGAUGAGUUCAGAGAGCUGUUGCCUAGUUCCACUAAAGUCAAGUGCUUAAGUGAUGCUGGAAUGUUUCUAGACGCAGUGGAUGUCUCUGGGGGCCACUCGCUCAGGAAUAUGUUCCAAGGUGUUGUUACAGUGCAGAACCUCCAGAAGGGCUUGUCCAGCACUUGUACAAACCAUUUAGAUCCUACCUCGUGCUUCUUUCCUCAGAACUUGGUUUCAGACAUCAAAACCCCAAUGUUUCUUCUCAACACAGCAUAUGACUCAUGGCAGAUCCAAGAGAGCUUAGCUCCUCCAACCGCUGACCCAGGCGGCAUCUGGAAGGCAUGCAAAUCAGAUCACUCGCAAUGUAACUCAUCACAGAUCCAAUUCUUCCAAGACUUCAGGAACCAAAUGAUGUAUGCCGUAAAUUCAUUCUCAAAAUCCGACCAGAACGGUCUUUUCAUAAACUCUUGCUUCGCGCAUUGUCAGACCGAAAGACAGGACACUUGGUUUGCCCAAGAUUCUCCCCAACUUAACGGAAAGAGAGUGGCAGAGACUGUAGGUGACUGGUACUUCGACCGAGCCAAAAAUAUCAAAGCCAUCGACUGUGCUUACCCAUGUGACAAAACAUGUCACAAUCUGAUUUUCGAUGUUAAUCAAACAGGUGUAGAUCGGAGUGUUGAUCCAAAAGCUGCAGAGAUCUCUUCUUCUUCUUCUUCAAGGUUUUGUUUUCCUCUUCAUAGAGCCUCUCUGGUCUCUCUAGUGUUGACAACGAUCAUCCUCGGGUUCUUAGCUCAGUAGGUAUAGGGAGGCCUUAUUCUUUCAUACCUCAUAUUUUUAUAACCAUUUGAUUCAAAUGUUGAAUCUAAGUUAGUAAGCAAAUCCAUGUACGCAGAACAGAAUAUAUAUCACAAAGAGAAAGAAAUAACAUGGUUAUAAUAUAUAUUAUGCU